Phytophthora sojae is the source of this 270-nucleotide messenger RNA. RefSeq lists its product as hypothetical. The record is from RefSeq and is a predicted model, not a curated record. Gene Ontology annotation, molecular function: RNA-DNA hybrid ribonuclease activity; nucleic acid binding. The transcript has a single exon. Lineage: Eukaryota; Oomycota; Peronosporomycetes; Peronosporales; Peronosporaceae. The annotation marks the transcript as partial.
GCGGAGAACAUGGGGCUACUUACGGGACUCAAGGCGUGCAUUCAUUUUGGCUGGACCCCACUUCAUGUGGUAGGAGACAGCAACCUCAUCAUUCAUCAGCAGAAGACGCGGACUCCGCCUCGAGCUAAGCACCUACAACCGCUAUAUUGGCAAAGCCGGCGGCUGGCAGACAAACUGGCGGUAAUGACGUGGCAGCACCACUUGCGUGCUCACAACAGAAUGGCGGACGCCCUCGCCAACAUGGCGAUGGACUCACGCCGCAGUUUUCAA